AUGAAGUUGAUGGUUGCUGUUUUGGUUUUUGUGGUUGUGGGUGCGAUUAAAUGCAGUAUUUUGGAUAAUAUACCACUUUUAGGAGCCAUAAAUCAAGACAGUGACCAAGAUCAACAAGAAACACCUGAUGACAACGUUGGUGAUAUUUUAAAUUCAUCUGCAAGUUCACUUACAGCUGAUGGCAAAGACCAAUCAAAUCUGGUCCUCGACAUCCUGAUGGAACCAUCACAAGACAGUCCUUUGGCCACAAUAGGAGAAAUUCCAAAAGACCUCACCUUAGGUUUAACAAGUUUUGCAAAUUGGAUGGGAUUGACACAACCAUUUGAUAAUGGAUUUGCAGAUAUAUCACAACUCCUAGUAUCUGCUGUUUACGAUUUGGAUAUGGAGCAAUCUGCAGGGAGUCAUAUGGCUGGAUUGAUACAGCAAAAAACAACAACAGAUUUGAUACAACAAUAUGAAUAUCCUCAUGAAACUCAUCAUGUGACAACUGAAGAUGGAUAUAUUUUGGAGAUGCAUAGAAUUCCUUUCCAAAACAAAGUGCGAUAUCAAGGUGUAGUUUUUUUGAUGCACGGUUUGCUAUCGAGUUCUGCAGAUUGGGUCGUCAUUGGUCCACAAAAAGCUUUAGGAUUUCUUUUACACGAUAUUGGUUUUGAUGUCUGGAUGGGCAAUGCCAGAGGCAACAAAUACUCAAGAGGACAUUUAGAACUCAACAGUGCUACUGAUUCUGAAUAUUGGGACUUCAGCUGGCACGAGAUUGGUUCUAAAGAUCUACCAGCUAUGUUAGACUAUAUCUUAGAUACAACUGGUGAACAAAAGUUGACUUAUGUAGGACAUUCCCAAGGAACAACUUCCUUUUGGGUGAUGGCUUCAGAAAAACCAGAAUACAACACCAAAAUUAAAUCGAUGCAGGCUUUGGCACCAGUCGCAUUUAUGAGUCAUGUGACUAAUCUAGUUGUUAACCUGUUGGCAACCACGUUAUCUGGUGUACUGCUUGUCACAAAUUUAUUUGGCCAAUUCGAGUUCUUGCCGUCUAAAGGUCUUGAGACAUUGUUGGGAAGGUUUUUAUGUGCUGAUGAAGAUCCUUUGCAAAUGGCAUGUACCAACAUGUAUUUUAUCGCGAUAGGAUACAAUCCUUCACAAUUGAACGCGCCUUUGCUACCAGAAAUCCUAAACAAUGUACCAGCUGGAGCGUCAACAAAACAAUUCUUACAUUAUGGCCAACUCAUUGCCUCCAAAAAGUUCAGACAAUACGACCACGGCCAAUUAGGCAAUCUAAAACAAUACGGAUCUCCAGAACCACCUGAAUAUGAUAUAUCCAAAAUUACGACACCAGUUGCUUUUUACACAGGACCAAAUGAUAAUUUGGGAGACCCUGAGGAUGCUGAACAAAUGGCAUCGCUCCUGCCUAAUUUGGUCGUAAACUUUUUGGGACCAAUACCUCUUUGGACGCACGCUGAUUUUAUUUAUGGAAAAGACGUCAAAGAAUUAUUUUAUGAUAAAGAGAAAAUAAUUGCAGCCGAAGGUUACCCAAGCGAAACCUACAACGUGACCUCCGAAGAUGGAUACAUCCUAACAGUCCACAGAAUACCCUUUAGCCCUUCAAAAGGUCAACCAACAAAAGGCGUAGUCUUUCUGCAACAUGGUCUUUUGUGCAGCUCCGCCGAUUGGGUUGUCAUGGGCAAACAAAAAGGCCUAGGUUUCAUCUUAUCUGACGAAGGUUAUGAUGUGUGGCUGGGCAAUGCAAGAGGCAACACGUUCUCUAAAAGACAUAUCACUUUGGAUCCUAAAAAAGAUGCCAGAAAGUUCUGGGAAUUCAGUUGGAACGAAAUCGGUAUGUACGAUUUACCAGCUAUGAUCGACUUUGUGUUAAAAUCCACUGGUGAAUCCAAAUUGAACUACGUUGGUCACUCUCAAGGAACAACAUCGUUCUUUGUGAUGGCUUCUGAAAGGCCAGAAUACAACAAUAAAAUCAAAUCUAUGCAAGCUUUGGCACCUGUUGCUUUCAUGUCCCACAUGAACAGUCCAGUUGUUAGAAUUUUGGCACCAUUUGUUUUCAACUUGGAGUUCCUCACCAGUGUAAUUGGUUUACACGAAUUUCUGCCUACGACCGACUUUUUGGCAGGUAUUUCUGAUAAUUUUUGUAAUGAUGGACAGUGGACGCAGGAAAUAUGUUCAGGGGUUCUUUUCUUACUUUGUGGAUUCAAUGAGGAACAACUGAACUCUACUGCUUUACCAGCAAUUCUCCAAAACACACCAGCUGGUGCAUCUACAAAACAGUUGGUCCACUAUGGACAAGAAGCCAAUUCAGCUAAAUUCCGCAAAUUCGACUUCGGCUGGUUCAAAAAUUUGAAAAAAUACAAUCAAACAAGUCCACCAGACUACGAUUUGAAAAAAGUCACGACUCCUGUAGCUCUGCACUAUAGUGACAACGACUGGAUGGCAAAUCCAAAGGAUGUUGACAUUUUGCACAACCAGUUGGCAAACUCUUUGGGCAAAUUCAAGGUUUCGGAUUCGAAAUGGAACCAUUUGGAUUUCACUUGGGGAAAAGAUGCUGAUAAGCUUUUGUAUCCAAAAGUUAUCAGUUUGUUGAAUAGAUUCGCUUAG
Molecule: messenger RNA, 2604 nt
Organism: Ctenocephalides felis (cat flea)
Lineage: Eukaryota; Metazoa; Arthropoda; Insecta; Siphonaptera; Pulicidae
Exons: 15
Coding region: 1-2604 (867 amino acids)
Biological process (GO): lipid metabolic process
Source: RefSeq, a predicted model, not a curated record